CAAAACGCCAAAUCGAUCUCCAUAAAACUCCUCCAGCAUUUCUCCACACACACAUUUCUCCGUUCAGACUUUUUGCAGCCUGCGACUAUUUGACAUAACCUGAUGUUCCCGCCAAAACCACAAGGAAUUAUUCACAUGCCACCAUGUGGCGUCGACGCAACUUCCCGGAGUGUGAUCGUGACGGUGAAAGCAGAGAAGGUGAUCUCCAAUACUGCAUUGUCUUGGGCCAUUACACACGUGGCCCGGCCCGGAGACUGCAUUCUUCUCCUCGCCGUCUUCUCUGACAAGAUGACCGCUGGGAGGAGAUUUUGGGGGAUUCCGAGGUUGAAAGGGGACUGUCGGAGUGCUGACCGGAAUAAGUUAUUGGAUAGGAUCGGAGAGAUCUCAGAGUCUUGUUCUCAGAUGGUUCUCCAAUUUCACGGUCAAAUUCAGGUUGGAGUGCAAAUCAAGGUUGUCUCAGCUCGAUCUGGAGGUUCUGUGGCAGCUGAAGCAAAGAGGAAUGUAGCUAACUGGGUCAUAUUGGACAAGAAACUGAAGCGAGAGCUCAAGAAUUGCAUGGAUGAGCUGCGGUGCAACAUUGUAAUCAUGAAGGGUUCCAGGCCAAAAAUUCUUCGGCUCAAUCUGUCCUGCUCAAAUGAUCUUGAAACACCAUUUUAUUCUGCUGCUGCUUCUCCUCUUUUUGAUAGUGAGAAGUUACAGAGCCAGAGGAUGAAGCAUUCUACUCCUGUUAGCAGUCCAGAUGAUCCAAGUACUUCUUGCACGAGAAACUCAGGCACCAAUGCGUUAAUAAGCACAGACACAGGGGCUUCUAUAUUUGUUGUGUUUGAACAAAAUCCUCUUUACGAAGGAUUAAAUAAAGGCAAAUCCCCACCUGGUAGAAAAAAUAGGUUGGAUCCUUUAAGGGAAAGUAUUAAAUCAUUUACGACAGUCCCAGGUUCACGAACUGAAAGAGAUAAAAGAAUCUUUUGGAUCCCUCAAAACCACAUUGUCGCUGAGAAUUCCCUGGAAGUUGGGAACUGCAAAGAUAUAUCCAGUACUGCAUUUUCCACUGUCAGGACUGAACUGGAUAAUUUUGUACAAUUUAAUCAAGAUAUAAUAGGAGGAACUAAGCUUAAUCAAAACCUUGACAGUUAUUAUGAAUUCAACUAUGGAAUCCGGGAGGCUGUGGCUUUAGGAAGAACUUCCUCAAAUCCUCCUCCUUUGUGUUCACUAUGUCAAUAUAAGGCUCCAGCAUUUGGAAAACCUCCUAGACAAUUUCAUUAUAGAGAGCUAGAGGAAGCUACAGAUGGUUUUUCAGAUAAAAAUUUUCUUGCUGAAGGUGGGUUUGGUCUGGUUCACAGAGGGGUUUUGAGGAAUGGGUUGAUCAUUGCAGUGAAGCGAUUAAAGCUGGCUGGGUCUCAAAGAGAUGAUGAUUUCUGCACACAAGUGCGAGUAUUGAGCUGUGCCCAGCACAGAAAUGUUGUGUUGCUCCUAGGUUUUUGCAUUGAAGGGAAGAAGAGAUUACUGGUGUAUGAGUACAUAUGCAAUGGCUCCUUGGACUUCCAUUUACACGGAGAGAGAAGAAUGACACUGGAUUGGAAAUCACGUUUAAAGAUAGCUAUCGGGACUGCAAGAGGCUUACGAUAUCUUCAUGAAGAUUGCAGAGUGGGAUGUAUGAUUCACCAAGAUAUGCGUCCAAACAACAUCCUCUUAACACAUGAUUUCGAACCACUGGUAGCUGAUUUUGGACUUGGAAGGCUGCAUUGCGAAUGGGACUUUUGCGACAGUGAUCAAAUAGUUAAAACUUCUGGGUAUCUUGCACCAGAAUACUUCAGUGGAGGAAAUAUGACAGAGAAAGUCGACGUAUAUGCUUUUGGUCUGGUGUUAUUAGAGCUAAUCACUGGUGAAAGAGCUAGUGACUUGCUAUGUUGCAUCGACCGUCAACUUUUGGUCAAUAAUUUCCAUCCUUCAGCUGCCAUUGAACCAAUACAACCAAUUCAUAUGUUGGCUUACAAGCAUCAAUUGCUGGACUCCUGCUUGGCCUCUUUCCAAACACAAAGUUUGCCCUAUGAGAUUCAGGCAAUGGGUUAUGCUGCAUCAUUGUGUCUACGGCAGAAUCCUGAGUUGAGACCACCCAUGUCAAAGGUACUGAGAACACUAGAAAGAGGAAGUUCAGUUAGUGCUCUUGCCUUGGACUUGAAUUCAAUUGGUAGUAGAAGUGGUCACAUGGAGGGACUAAAUUCAAAAAGACCACUUGAAUCCAACCUGAGGCACUCCCGCAGGAAAAGGCUAUGCCAGGGCGUGUGGUCGACGCGUUGAGAGUACCUAUUGAUGGAAGACGGUCUCUAAGCGCUCACGAGUCAAGACGUGUCGAAGUGAAAGCCUAGAAUUUGAGGAAGCGACUGGAAGGGAAGAAACUGGGCUAGACUACUGAUCUUCUGGAGUAGCUUGAUCCUGGGAAAGGGACUGUAAUCGCCACCGAGAAUAAACAUGCUAUGCCGGGAGACAUCUCUCUCCUUUUUUUGGGGGAAGAGAGAGGGAAGAAGUUUCAUUCCAUCCAGCCUCACGAACUUCUUAAUUAGUUAUUAUUUUGUAGCUAAAACUUAAAUUUUUUAUUCCUUUUAAGUUGGUAGUU
Molecule: messenger RNA, 2614 nt
Organism: Olea europaea var. sylvestris
Lineage: Eukaryota; Viridiplantae; Streptophyta; Magnoliopsida; Lamiales; Oleaceae
Product: inactive protein kinase SELMODRAFT_444075-like
Exons: 9
Coding region: 103-2298 (731 amino acids)
Biological process (GO): protein phosphorylation
Cellular component (GO): plasma membrane
Molecular function (GO): ATP binding; protein kinase activity
Source: RefSeq, a predicted model, not a curated record